Molecule: messenger RNA, 712 nt
Organism: Jaculus jaculus (lesser Egyptian jerboa)
Lineage: Eukaryota; Metazoa; Chordata; Mammalia; Rodentia; Dipodidae
Gene: Atp5pd
Product: ATP synthase peripheral stalk subunit d
Exons: 6
Coding region: 145-630 (161 amino acids)
Biological process (GO): proton motive force-driven ATP synthesis
Molecular function (GO): proton transmembrane transporter activity
Source: RefSeq, a predicted model, not a curated record
GCUCAAUCUCUCAUUGGCUGGCAGACGCAUCAGGGCCCGCCCCCGUGCUUUAUCAUUGGCUGAAGAGCGAGAGCUUCCGUUGACGUACUUCCGCUACUUGCUGCCGGGGACUGGGCUCCGCCGGGGUCGGUGAAGGAUCCCAAGAUGGCUGGGCGCAAGCUUGCUCUAAAAGCUAUUGAUUGGGUAGCUUUUGGGGAAAUCAUACCCCGAAACCAAAAGGCUCUUGCCAACUCCCUGAAGUCCUGGAAUGAGACCCUCAGCACCAGAUUGGCUGUCCUGCCUGAGAACCCACCAGCAAUUGACUGGGCUUACUACAAGGCCAAAGUGGCCAAGGCAGGCUUGGUGGAUGAUUUUGAAAAGAAGUAUAACGCCCUGAAGGUUCCUGUCCCCGAGGAUAAAUACUCUGCCCAGGUGGAUGCUGAAGAAAAGGAAGAUAUGAAGCACUGUGCUGAGUUUGUGUCUCAGUCAAAGAUCAGGAUCCAGGAACUGGAGGCCCAGUUGGAGAAAAUGAAGAACAUAGUUCCCUUUGAUCAGAUGACCAUCGAGGAUUUGAAUGAAGCCUUUCCAGAAACCAAAUUAGACAAGAAGAAAUAUCCCUAUUGGCCUCACCAGCCAAUUGAGAACUUAUAAGUUUUGAGGCCCGUGGGACACUCUGCUCUGACCCUUACAAUACAAAUUCUGGACAUUAAAAAUAAAAGAGGAUUAUAUAUAA